This is a messenger RNA of Oryzias melastigma (Indian medaka), 6987 nucleotides long. Its product is annotated as vitamin D3 receptor A. The transcript has 10 exons. The record is from RefSeq and is a predicted model, not a curated record. Gene Ontology annotation, cellular component: nucleus. The coding region runs from base 385 to 1647 and encodes 420 amino acids. Gene Ontology annotation, biological process: cell differentiation; negative regulation of transcription by RNA polymerase II; positive regulation of transcription by RNA polymerase II. Gene Ontology annotation, molecular function: zinc ion binding; nuclear receptor activity; vitamin D response element binding. NCBI's taxonomy places the organism in Eukaryota, Metazoa, Chordata, Actinopteri, Beloniformes, Adrianichthyidae.
GCGCGUCCCGUGCAGGCCAACGUGCUGUAAUUAAAGCCCCCCUUUUGCUUUCGCUCAGAGGUGUCUGGUAUCGCACGCGCGUUUUGGAGGCCGGUGGAGUGGCCGCGCGGCGUUAGCUGUUGUUGUUGCCACAUUGUGAGCCGCCGACGGUACCGUCAGAGCCGCCGGUGGCCGCGCGGGCCCCGCCGCUUCCCCCGUGGACGCGGCUGCUUGGGGGGAACCGGGACGACCCUCUUUUAUAACAUGUGGCGGCGGAACAUGGCCGUGCGCGAGCGGCGUCCAAAGGCUUUAGCUGAUUUUCCUUCUGCAGAGGGAUCCGACUUCCCAGCGCCAGGAACGUUUGCUUCUCCGCCACCGCGUGAAGGUUAAUAUGCCACACCAGUGAUGGAGUCCAUUACCGUGACGACGUCAGUGGUCGGACCGGAUGAGUUUGACCGCAAUGUCCCGCGGAUCUGUGGGGUGUGUGGAGACAAAGCCACUGGCUUCCACUUCAACGCCAUGACCUGCGAAGGCUGCAAAGGCUUCUUCAGGCGCAGCAUGAAGCGUAAAGCCUCCUUCACCUGCCCGUUCAAUGGAAGCUGCAACAUCACCAAGGACAACCGGCGCCACUGCCAGGCUUGCCGCCUCAAGCGCUGCAUCGACAUCGGCAUGAUGAAAGAAUUUAUACUGACUGAUGAGGAGGUUCAAAGGAAAAAGGAGAUGAUAAUGAAGAGGAAAGAAGAGGAGGCGGCCCGCGAGGCCAUGAGGCCGCGGCUGAACGACGAACAGGCUCGGAUCAUCUCCUCACUGGUAGAAGCUCACCACAAGACCUACGAUGCCUCCUACUCGGAUUUCUCACGCUUCCGGCCUCCAGUCAGGGACGGUCCGGUGACUCGCAGCGCCAGCAGAGCCGCCUCCCUUCACUCGCUGUCCGACGCCUCCUCUGACUCAUUCAACCACUCUCCUGAGUCUGUGGACACAAAGAUGAACUUCAGCAGCCUGUUGAUGAUGUACCAGGAUGGAGUCAACAGUCCUGACUCUAGCGAGGAGGACACCAAGCUCUCCAUGCUGCCCCACCUGGCCGACCUGGUGUCCUACAGCAUCCAGAAAGUCAUCGGCUUCGCAAAGAUGAUCCCAGGAUUCAGAGAUCUGACGGCAGAGGACCAGAUCGCUCUGUUGAAGUCGAGCGCCAUCGAGAUCAUCAUGCUGCGCUCCAACCAGUCGUUCAGCCUGGAGGACAUGUCCUGGAGCUGUGGGGGGCCCGAUUUUAAAUACUGCAUCAACGACGUGACAAAGGCUGGUCACACCCUGGAGCUGUUGGAGCCUCUGGUGAAGUUUCAAGUUGGUCUGAAGAAACUGAACCUGCAUGAGGAGGAGCAUGUGCUGCUCAUGGCCAUCUGCCUGCUGUCUCCAGACCGCCCCGGUGUCCAGGACCACGCCCGCAUCGAGCAGCUCCAGGACCGGCUGUCUGAGGCCCUGCAGGCCUACAUCCGGGUCAACCACCCGGGCGGCCGCCUCCUCUACGCCAAGAUGAUCCAGAAGCUGGCGGACCUGCGCAGCCUGAACGAGGAGCACUCGAAGCAGUACCGCUCGCUGUCCUUUCAGCCGGAGCACAGCAUGCAGCUCACCCCGCUGGUGCUGGAGGUGUUCGGCAGCGAGGUGUCAUAGCAGAAGAGGAGGUGUGUGGGCAUACUCACAGCACCGUCACACACAGGAUAAUCCACCAACUCGUGCUGCCUUUUCCUCAAGAUGAACUGCAGUCCUCAUGAAGCCUUGGAGAACCGCCCGAGUCACAGCCACCCUUUCAGUUUUCAGACCCCCGUUUUACCUCAAGAAGCCCGUCAUAACUGGACCUCUGGAUUAGUGAGACACCGUGUAUGCUUUUGGAUCCUGCAGCUCCAGGAUCACCAAAUUAUCCUCUGAAAACCUGAGACUGCAUCAAAUGUACAGUUUACAUCCCCUCUGUCAUCACCACGUCACCUCGGUGGAUCUCAUGCUUUUCUCUCCUUCACCCUCAUGACAUUUCUCCAUGGUAACGGCGAGGCAAGGACAGAAAAAAUGCACAUAUUUACAUCUAUUAGCCAGUAAGAAACUAGGCAUAGAUUGCUAGAGGUGUUUGCUGGUUUAGAGUAUGUUAACAGCAAAAGCAUCCAAAUAUAUGAAACAGCAGAGGAGGCGGGCAAGCUCCAAUCCAUGCAUAGAAUGCUUUGUUUAUAGGUCUUAAAUAUUCUAACAGAGUUCUGCUUCUGCCCUUUGAAUCUAUCGAUAUAUACAUUUAUAUAUAACAAUGUGCAAGAAGUUGUAAUCCAGCAAAACACAGAUAGAUGUUGAAGUGGUGACGGAAAUGUUGGCAAGAAAUGUGCAAUCUGAAGCAGCAUGGAUAGAGGCGGGAAACCGUCGGAUGUCCCUUUGUCACGGAGGGAAUGUAAGAAAACAAGAAUGUAUGUUUGAUUUUUACAUAGUUGGUGUUUUUAUGGUACAAGUCAAAUGUUUAGAUAUGCCAACGUAAAGCAAAGUGAAUGGAUGAAUGGGUGUGCGGCGUGAUGGCGUGGCGGCCGAGCCACGAGGAGCAAAUACUUCUGAGAGUUUGGAAUGGUGUAAAGGAUCCCGGGAGCCCUCCCGCGUUUUGUUAGUGUCUUUGUACGACGCGGGGAGGCGAGCGGCGGCUCCUUCUAUUUUUGAUAUCUGUGUACAGUGUGCUCGACUUUUGAUGGACCACAAGGGGGUGUACGUUCAGGCUCUGACUGAGGGUGUAGUGCAAACAAAGUACUGGUCUGUCACAGACGGACGUACACAAACAAAAUCUCACGUGUUGAUGAUCCCGAGUGAAUGGUUUUGCUGGAUGGAUUGCUGCUAAGACAGAGCUGGACAGCUGGACAGAGCCCAGCUGUCGCCUCAGGGAAAGUUUGUCUAACGGUGUUGUGUAUUUGGUUUUUACAGUGUGUGUGGCGUAAGCUUACAAUCAGGAGACACAGAUUGUUUUGUUUUAUUGUUUUUUGGAAGGCAUCACUGUGAUUCUUAUCAUACUGAAUAACAGCAUAAGGAAGCUAAAGAUGAAACAUUUUUUAUAAAUAACUACUUUUAAUUUGUUUAAAACUUUCUAAAUUUUACAAUCAGAGUAAACAUUUUAGGUACAGAAUCUUUGAUUUUUAUUUUUUUUACCUUUUUUUCAAUUAUUUUAGUCGAUUAUAAUUUCUGAAGGAAAGGCAGAGAUUGUUUAGUUUUUUUUUUUUUGGAUGUUUUUGUGUUGAUGCUAAAAAUUCUCUGCUUCUAUCAUUUCAACACCAGCCACAUAAGCAAGGUUUUAUCACUACUUUAUCACUACAUAUCAAGUUUCUGUUGACAUGGUGCAUGCUCGUCCUUCACGCAGGCCUGGAUCACCCCCUUGUGGAGGAACUGUGUAAAUACCACUCACUAAAUCUGUACAUAGAAUACAAAAUAAUGAUGAUGAUAAUAAUAACAUAGGUGAAAUAUUACAAAAAUCUGUUUGGAGGCUCUAUGCAAGUAGAGAUCAGCUCUUACACUGAGAAUGGACGCAGGCACCGUCACAGGAACUUACUGAGCUGCUCCAGGAUGCACCGAGGUUUGGAGCCCCGCCUCAUCAUUAGGAAAAUUCAGCCUAAUAAAUGAUCCAUCCAGAGGGGGGGCGGCGGUCGUGUUGCCAUGGGGAAGCAGCUAAACGCUCUUGAUUGGUACCUGACAGCUCCGUAAGUUCUGACUGUUAAGCUUCCUGUCUGUUCAUUCCAAGCUUGUGGAUAUUUUAUCCUUUCUCUCGUAUUUCAACCAAUAAGCUUUGGAGAAUUACACCGUGUUUUAGUUUUGAUCUGAAUCUGACUUCCUCUCUGUCUAGGUUGUUGAUCUGAAUGUCUGUCAGGGUUUCUGUGUUAGCUAGCGCUUGGCUUUCUCUGUCCAAACAGUUUGAAGACUCACAGCUGAGCGCCGUGGACCUCUGGAGCCUUCUGCAAGUGCAUGUAAAGAAGCUUCCUGUUCUGCUUUGUUUUGGGAUUUUAACUGACAAAACUUCACUUUAUCUUUAUGAGGACUGGACACUCGUGCCCAUAUUUUAUUUCAAACAGGAGGACACGGUUUCUCAAAGGACACAAUCCCCUCUUUCUCCGGAGCUAAAGACAGAGCAGUGACACUGCCUCAGCUGACAGGAGUCAGCCUCUGCUUUGGCGUGCCUCUUCGCCCAACGCCCAGCCGUACAACCAUCGCCUGCAUCAGCAGGAUUUCCGCUUUAAAGCUUUAAGUCGGCAGCCAGCCAAGUUCAGCUGGGGGUUGCACCUGAUGGUAGCGCGAGGAGCGAAAGGACGAAGGAGGCGCUCUGACUGGACCUACCAGCCUGUAAACGCUGUAAAAGAUCAUAGGAGAUAAAAGUCAGACUUGGCAGGUGUAGUGAAGUGCUGUACAGGCAGAGUGAGCAGAGACGGACUCUUUGAGGAAUCCUGUGACAGUUUGUUAGUGUUCAUCCACGUUGACAUGGAGAUGCAGGACAGCUGCGAGGAGAGUCGGCUCGGCGCUGAGGGUUCGUGGAGUCUCUCAUCAGUCAUUUACCUCUGCUGCUUCAAAGCCGUUUUAAUCCAGGGAUACAUUUUUAAUCGUCAGAUUUGAUGUGUUUUUUCAUCUGUUUUUCACCAACCGCUGCUCCACUCAUGAACCCGAAGUGACGAGUUCUCUCCUCGCCGCCGCUUCAACCCAGGUCAGACGCUCCACCUCAGUAGCCUUACUCCUACAGACCUCACUCAGCUGAAAACAUCCACCAGAUACCUCAAUAGCUAACAGGAGGCCUCCUCUCAGCCGCCUCCGAAGGGAACCAAACUUCAGCUCAUACUACACAAACAAAAGACCUUCAACCGUUCGAUCCUCAGCAGGUUUCUUCAUCCAGUCGCCCUGUUUCCGGUCGAGUUCUGUCGCCGGUCGAUCGGCAAACCAGCGGAUCUCAAUGUUAGUUUCCCAGCUGUCGUCCUGCUUUCCUCGUCCUCUCCUCCGUCUGUCUGAAACGUGCCGCACCGCGCCGGUACUGCGAUUAACAAAAGUACUACCUCCUCUCUGCACAUACAAGUAUAUACUUCUAUUUUUGUUACGGUUGUUUUUGCAGCGAAGUGUUUAAUAUAAAAAAAACAAAAAAACAUCCAUUCUAGUGGAAUAUAAAGCUCAGAUUUUUAUUUUAACUCUCUUUUGUGCAUAUAAAACCGUUUGUUUUUGUUUAAUUACUUUUACAUGCUGGAUGAUGGUUACCUCAAAUCUCAACCUUCAAACACAGAAGCCGGAAAGUUAUUUUUCUCUCAAAAAAACAUUAAAACUGACUGUUUCUUAGGUUUGAAACCAUUGAGCAUGAAAGGAAUACAAAUAUUUUAUAUUUCCAGCCUAAAAAUGAAGAUUCUAACAGAUUAAUGUCAAAUAUUUGACGUAUUUUGAAAGUUAAAACCUCUUCUUGAAGACGUUUUUGACUUUUAAAACUCAAAUGCUUUUAUUGAAAUUGAAAAAUUAUUAGAGAAUUUCCUCAUUUGUGUGUUCGCUCGAUACUGGCCCAGUUUGAAUGUGAUCUAGAGGUUAUUUCUCGUAGUUGUUUAGACUUCGGUCCGUAAAGUUCAUGUUUUUCUGUUUUUACCCCCCGGGCUCUGAGAGGAUUUACCCAAACACCCGUGGAACUGCCCCAUCUGCAUCAGCUUUCCCCAUCUGUAGGCCACACCAGAACAGAUAAUAAUUUAUAUCCUUUACAGCUUAUUAACAACAAAGUUCUGCUUUGUAGAUAUGAGGGAUUUGGAAAUAGUUGGUUUGCCGUUUGGUUGAUUUAGAUGAAAUUUAUGCCCCAUAUGGGAGGGGUGUGUGGGCUAAAGGAUUUCCAAUUUUACCCCUUAAUGCCUGAAUUUAUUUCCAGCUAUUAAAAAGUUAUUCACUUGUGUUUUUGCUUUUAAGUAAAUGCGACAUGUAGGUGAUUUUAUAGCUGGUUUGGUUUGUCGCAUUAAAGGAUGAUCUCUUCCAGGAGAUCAUCCUUUCAUUUCUGUUUAAAAAGGUCCAAACCUGUUUAACCCUUUAACACCGGAGCUCCAGAGUUUAUGUUCUUUGAUUAAAUGUAACUUUUCAACCGUUUACACGAUCAUUCCAGUAGAUUUUGAAGGAGAAAAGCCGGCCGCUUUUCUCCUUCAAAAUCUACUGGAAUGAUCGUGUAAACGGUUAAAAAGUUACAGUGUGUGAACCAGUGCUAAACGUCAAACAAGGCUGAUUAUUUGAACAAAUUUCAACUGAUGAAGCAAAUUACAUAAAUUUCUCCUGAGAACAAAAGGCUUUCUGGUUUUCCGUGUGGAUUCUUCAAACCAACGCUCUCCCUUCCUGUCUCGUAAGGGUCUGCCACAUUGGGAUCCCACUGUAGUCAUUAGCUGACGUUCAUUGGUGUGUUUCGUUGGCUUCACAUGCAGGCAUGUCUCUCCCAGCCGCUGCAGCCCAGCACUCUCACCACUCUGCCUUCUUCUGUUCCCAACCGACCGGUUCUGAAUCUCCGCUUCUGGGUUCUCUGCUUCUUACUCAGACACCAUCAAAACGAGAUGCUGUGAAUGACACACCAGGCCUUCAGUAGUCACUUUUGUAUGAAACCACCUUUGUAGAUCCCAUUUCGUUUGUUGAGAGUUUUCCUUCUAGGCAGGUCUCUUUUGCUCUGAUUGCGUUUUUUUCUGCUACCUCUCUAAAUGUGCGCUUUCUGGAACACGCAUGCACUUAACCGCUCUCACAGGUGAGCUCUCUCUGACACACCUGCAGCCAGAACACUCUUUCAGACAGACACACGGGUGCACCUCUUCUCUCACCAGCAGUUCUCUCUUUCUGUUUUGCCAAUGAUGCACUUGUGAUUUUGUCUCUGGGAUGCUCUGCAAAAAAAAAAAAAGUUUAGCAAAGAUGUGUCGCCGUUCUACGUCCUCCUCUUUAACCUGUAAUCUCGGAGAUAAACCUGAGCUUAGACAUCCAUUUAUCUGGUUUGUACAGUUAGAAACGUUCAUGUCUUUAUAAAAGAAA